Messenger RNA from Dioszegia hungarica, 408 nucleotides. RefSeq lists its product as uncharacterized. NCBI's taxonomy places the organism in Eukaryota, Fungi, Basidiomycota, Tremellomycetes, Tremellales, Bulleribasidiaceae. The transcript has 2 exons. The coding region runs from base 1 to 408 and encodes 135 amino acids. The record is from RefSeq and is a predicted model, not a curated record.
AUGUCUUCUAGCAUGACCGAGAAGCAGAGGCCUAUAGUUCCCAAAUACGUUCCCAAAUACGCCUCUGGCACGAAAGGUUCCAGCGGAGAUGAUAUCGUUGACGGGAUUGCCGCCUGCAUAUUUCUGGGGGGCUUCGGAUACUUCCUGUACUGGCUUGUCGAUAACAUCUGGUUUUCGGGAGUAGCUGUCCGAGCCGCCAUGGCGCACGCUAGGGAAGUCGCACGUGCAGCCAAAGUAGCCGCCGCGCUGGCGGAGAAGUCUGCGGAAGAGGCCGCAAUCCUUGCAGAGCGAGCUGCGGCCGAUGCCGCCCGGAUGGCGCAGAUCAAGGGGGUUCAGGUGCUGGCGGAUCUGCUGGAAGAGAUCAAGCACCUCAGGGCGGCGAUGGACAUCAUUGCGGGCGGGGAGUAG